Molecule: messenger RNA, 1249 nt
Organism: Polychytrium aggregatum
Lineage: Eukaryota; Fungi; Chytridiomycota; Chytridiomycetes; Polychytriales
Exons: 3
Coding region: 102-911 (269 amino acids)
Source: RefSeq, a predicted model, not a curated record
UCCACCUUCGAUCUUGGUCCAACGCCUCAGUCCUCUUGCAGCCCGAUCUGGUCCGAGAUCUCGUCUGAAAAAAACAAUCACUCAGCGCCCCUCUGUCAGCCAUGUCCAUCAGCGGGUUUAACAUCUCUGCCGUCAUCCCCAUCAACGCCAGCAGCAUCCAGUGGAUCGUGACAUACAGUCCUGACCUCCAAACGCCCAGGUGCACAAAUUCCAGCAACACAUUCAGCGGCUUUAUCUAUCAAAUUGGGGACACCAUCGCAGCGACCAACCGAUGCUACUGCUCGCCCGUCUCCAUCGGCUCACCUGCUAGCUGCCAAUACUACGCCAUCGAUGCCACCACCGGCCUGGUCUAUCUCUACAGCUGCGGCUCUGAUACAACCUGCACGAGCGACUGCACUCUCCUCACGAUAUAUCCGGGAACGGGCUCAAAGCCCUGCGCUCCCAUCCGAGUCACAAAUGCCUCCUCGGUCGGCGCUUAUGCCACAUCUGCAGGCUGGGACUCAAGUUUCAACACCUCCAACUUUGCGUACUAUCCCUAUGCUCUCGGCGACGGAACCUGCUCCACAGUCGCCAAAGCCGAUCGGGUUCCGAUAUACCCGAACUGCACAUGGAUUGCGGGCAACGUCUAUGGUUUGACUAUCCUCAACACCACUACCGGCAAACUGGAUCAGUACGGCUGCAACAGUGCAUACUGUGGCGUUUGCUGGCUUUCGUAUAGCAUCAGCCUGAACGCCUCCUGCGUUGUGGACACGUUGUACUCAGGACCGUCGUUCACGCAAUACCGCCAAGGUGCCAUCCUUUCCAACCCGAAUCAAAAACUCCUCACAGAUUUUCCAAAUUCUGCUUCGAUCCUUCUUCCCUUCGUAUACGCCAUCCUCAUCACCGCUGGGGCUGCUUCUCUCAUCUCCUGACUGACUCAACGCGCGAAACGCAUCAAGUCCUUGUUACUCUUGCAUAUAUGAUCAUACAGAAAUAUUGCUGCUGAAGUCCAAUCUCGAUGAGUGUUACUCGUCCAUGAAGUAAUACAUUUGGUCAGAGACGCUGAACCGUCCGGAAUAUGCCGUUCACCACCAAGGAUGGUGUGAUGAUACUGUCUUUGCCUCGUAAUGCAUACUUGAGUCGCCCCUGGUACUCACGUCACUUGAGAGUACACCCGGCUGUGGUUUACUUCGUCGCAGAAGAGGUGUGGACGGAUGAUGAUGCCCCCCUUAACCACCAAUCCCGACAACUCCAACCAAGCGCCCCAGUA